Molecule: messenger RNA, 3720 nt
Organism: Pseudocercospora fijiensis CIRAD86
Lineage: Eukaryota; Fungi; Ascomycota; Dothideomycetes; Mycosphaerellales; Mycosphaerellaceae
Exons: 14
Coding region: 1-3192 (1063 amino acids)
Source: RefSeq, a predicted model, not a curated record
AUGGGCGGAGCUACCUCGUUUUACAUGAAUCUCAUCUCCAGCAGACGCGAGGUGGAUGUGGUUGACGGACCGGGAUGGCAGGCCGUUUGCAGCCGUGCCAGACGCGUAGCACGGCGGCAGAAGAAAGAGGAAUUGCAUAUUGAUGUCCACGGCGAGGAUUGUCCAAGUUUCGAAGUGGUACACUUGCGCAAGAUGAGCAAAAGGUCAUCAAAGCGAGCGACGAAUGGUUUCGUGUUUCGUGCAGGCGGGAAGAUGACAGUGAUUGGCCAGCGAAGGAUGCAUCAAGCGGGCAACGGGUUCCUGCAGCACGGCCAACAUCACGUAUCCGCAGCUGAAUUGGAGGCAAACGCCGCUCACUCCAACCAAUACCUAUCUGCAAAAUGCCUACAGAUCGCUAUUUUGCAGAUAGCGGCGUAUGACUCCACCAAGCCGCGGAUAGAUGGCGCAUCGCCUCGCACAGAACAGCGGUGCGGUGCGGUGCGGUACAGCCACGGCCGCUGCCAGAUGCCGAGCAGGCCAGCGACAGCGACAAGCAUGGCGGUCGACAGCGGGCGGGCGGGCGGUGGCGGUGAGGCGUGCUGGGUGAGGCAGAGGCACAUGGUAGAUGAAGAGACCAGGAUUGCUCAUGACAUGCAUGCAUCAUGCAUGCAAGGCCCACAAACCCUGAUUCAGAAUCGCAGCGCCGCUAGCGAGCCACGGGAGCCGCCAUUCCCCUUUCCUCUGUCGUGCCUUUCACGUCGCAUGCUGGCCGCUGCGGAGUCUCGAGUCUCGACGUCCCCUUCUGCAUUCCUUUGCACGCAUGGCCCUCACCACCACGACACUCGUUCAAUAGCACCGCCAACACACCACACCCCUCACCGCAGUCAUUCAUUCACGACACUGUACAUAUCGACGACGCUCACUCAACCACGCCCACGCCCACGCCCGCGCCCACGCCUACGCCUACGCCUACGCCCUCCUGAAACGAAAACACUAAUUAUCGCCCAUCGCAAACCUGAAGCACGCCGGAAACAACAUCUCCUACGCGAUCGACCUGCAUCCACCGCGCGGCUUCGCUGCCGAGGGGGUGCCGACCACAUGGGCGAGCAGAGCGACAGUCUGAAGCGCGCACUUGACAAUGGCGCCUACGGACUGUGGGAAGUCACGAGAACUUUGGUGCAGCGCGACUCUUCGUCAUCCGACAGCUCAAGUAGCACGUGCAAGCCCGGCAAUGACAGCAACAAGUGCGUGACUCCUGCAUCGGUGCAGAACACGCAAAACAUAGCCAUUAUCCUUGGUGUCGUCAUCCCAUUAUCAUGUGCCAUCGCAGUCUUGAUCUUCUUGCACCGCAGGCUGCGGAGAAAGCAAAAGCAUGAAGACAUUCACGACCCGCACAAGUCUCUCGACUUCGGCAUGGAAGGCAUCGAACCCACCAUCUCGAAAAACUCAAAGAAGUCCAGAAAGGGCCCAGAGAUGAGUGCCGUCAACCUCAACGGACGACCUUCGCGGCGCGGACAGGGUCUGUCCAUGGACAUGGGCAUGAGCAUCGGCAGUCCCUAUAUGCUUCCACCAGCUCUCCAAGGCUCUCACGAAUCCAUACACAGCAUGUCGAGGAUGCGUGACGAACAUGACCCUUAUCGUCCUGUGACACUCAUGCGCCCAUCGACAGACGACGGUAGCAUUCACAGAUUUGGCCGCUUGAAUGACGACAAAGGCUCGAUAUACUCUGCUACAACCAGUCAUUAUUCAGCAAUGCCUGAUCGCGACCGUGCCGGUCUGCUGGCGAAUGCUCGACCGAUGUCCCAAUCCUUUGGCAAGCGCACCGACUCCUUCCGCACCGACGCAACCUCUCCUUCAGAUACCGCAUCGCCAUCCGAGUUUCCUCUCCGACAACUGCACAGCGCCCGGCAACCCAGUCUACCGCCCGCUCGCAAGUCCAGCCUGGACAAGCCCUUACCAGAAAUCAACGAGAAGGACACUUCGCCUUCGGCCCCGCUAGCGAUGCCUGCCAUGCUCGAGCCAGCGGCUAAGGAGCUGCCUUCUCCUCCACCGAGAACUACCUCCUCGACCACGAACUCAUCAUUACUGCCACCUCGAGGCGACUCUAUGCUGACCACCUCCGCAACUUCUUCUAUGCCUAGCCGACCCGAAUCAAGCAACUACGGCGACGACGAACCUGGCAUGCCAUCUCACCUUACUGUCACCAUCCACGAGCCCAUCGACUCACACUACGACAUUGAUCCCGCCAUGAUCUACACGCGCUAUUCUGACGAGGUCGUCGCUCCUUCCCCAGAACCUGACCACGUCUUGGCACCGAAGCCAAUGCCAGCUCAGAGGCUUUCCGUUAUGGGCCUGCGACCCCUGCCGAAAGAAUUGCCAGACGACACUCCUGAGGUCCGAGCGAACAGAAUUCGUUCAUUCUACAAGGAGUACUUCGAUGACAGCAAGCAAAACCCGACUUCAAUGAUCGCACCACAAGGCGCCUACUACGAAGACGACGACUACGGCGGCGUCCUCGACGGCGUCAUCUACGAUCCUGAUCAAGGCGGUUUCUUUGUACCAGGUGCUAAGCCUUGGGCACAAGGACCUGCUCGGCGAGCGAUGACUCCACCGCCUCGCUCCAGACCGAGAGUCAGCGGCAAUUCCACGCUCAACUUCCACGACAGACACGCAUCUACCCUGUCUGGUGGUCGACCACGAGGCCGCUCUGUGCCAAAGAAGAAGUUGCCGCCGCCAGCAGCGCUCCACAGCUUGCCAACACCUCACAAGCUCAGAGAAGAAGAUGUGGUAUACAGCCCCAUCGACUUUGCUCCUCCCAGCUCAUUCCGUGAGUUUCAGAACGGCAGACGACCAGAUUCGCCUCUCGGGGUAGCAAGACCUUACAGCCCCAGUGUGCGAGCUUUCACACCACUGGCAUCAUCUUUCGAGAACUUGGCGGUGCUUCCAUCGCCACACGAUCUUAGGAAGUCGGGUACAUUCACAGCUUUGGACUUUGCACCACCAUCUAAGCUCCGGGACCCAAUGUUGUCACCAAACGACGCGGGCAGCAUUCGCAGCGGUCGCAGUGCAAGAUCUGGCAUUUCGGCGAUGCAGUCACAUGCUGUGCGAGAAGGUGCCUACCGCGUGUCUCGCAUUCCCAAGGAGAUGGUCACUACCAAGGAAGAUUUGGCUGCACAGCUCAGGCCGAAGAUGAGUAUGACAACACCGGCAUAGACGGUCUCAUUUACGACAACUAACGACCUCAAUUUUCAUCGGACUCGGGCGCAUCGUGACGACCACCAGCCCCGCGUAGUGCACGCGGAAAUGGCUGCCUAUUUUGAUUCUGACACUGUUCCAAUACUAGAUAUUCCUCACCGGCCGGCAGAACUGCACAUACACUCGGCUACCAGUAUCUGGAAAUACAUCUAACAUUCAUUGCGUUCUCGUCCCUCCUUCAACAACAGAUUUGAUCACAGCACAAUUGGCAUUUUGAAACGGCAGUGAGGGUGUGAAGGGUAGCAUGGUCAUUUGAUCAUCUUUAGGAGAUGGAUCUUGGCAUGCAUGUGGAAAUGGGCGGCGUCGAACUAUAGAAAGGGAUCUGUAAUGUUUGAGGAAAAUCUCUGUAAACAUAGACUUGAGAGCGUGGCGAUGGCUCAAGUCUUGGUGAAGCACAAGCAGCUGGUGUGAGCGCCGCUGAAAAGUGUAUAUAUUGCCACUACCAGGCACAAAAGCCAUCGUCGAAAUGAAAGAGUGGAAAACUUG